Messenger RNA from Lagopus leucura (white-tailed ptarmigan), 4491 nucleotides. RefSeq names its product protein transport protein Sec24B-like. The transcript has 24 exons. The coding region runs from base 16 to 3714 and encodes 1232 amino acids. Gene Ontology annotation, biological process: intracellular protein transport; endoplasmic reticulum to Golgi vesicle-mediated transport; COPII-coated vesicle cargo loading. Gene Ontology annotation, cellular component: COPII vesicle coat; endoplasmic reticulum exit site. The record is from RefSeq and is a predicted model, not a curated record. Lineage: Eukaryota; Metazoa; Chordata; Aves; Galliformes; Phasianidae. Gene Ontology annotation, molecular function: SNARE binding; zinc ion binding.
GCGCCGCCAGAAGCCAUGUCUGCGCCCACCGGGCUGCCGCCUCGGCCCGCCGGUGCCGUCGCCGCUUACCCGGGCGGGCCCGUUGGCUCUCGGGAGGCCGCGGCCCCUCAGAGCGCUGCGCCGCACUGCCAGAACGGUCCCGUGCAGAGUCAAAUGCAGUUCCCUGCUGGCUAUGGCUCACAUCCUCCGAACUACAGUGCACCCUCAGGACACUAUUCCCAAGUGCCCAAUAAAGCUGUUUCAUCACCUUUGGAUAAUCAAUAUAGAGCCAGUUAUCAAUCUCCUUACUAUUCAGCACCAGCACAAAAUGUUAUGACGCCACUCGUGGGAACCAAUGUGUUGAAUACACGGGAAUCACAGCAGUUCUACAACAAAACUCCUCCCUGUACAGUGGGGUUGACUGAAGGACCUGUUCAAGGAGCAAUACCAUCUGGAUCCUACUUGCAUACAAGUGCUCAGCAGUCAUAUUCUGCAUUUGGUGAUCACUACAACACUUCAGUCAGCUCUUCAGUUUCAUCUCAGGGAUUUCCCCUUAAUUCUGAUCAUUAUGCCAUGCCCGUGGUUUCUAGUGCCAUGUAUCCUAAUGUUUCCUAUCCUGCAGCUACUAGCAGCAUGUAUGGGCAGGCAUUUACUUCUCAGAGCCUUCCUGCAGCUGGACAGUUCAAGGAGACAAAUACAUUUUCUAGCCAGAGUACAUCAGUACCUCAUUCACUUCAACAGCACGUUCCUGUGGGAUAUAACUCUACAUUAUCAACUAUUUCAUCUGCUCAGUCCUUUCAGGACAACCUCAGCAAGAAUCUCACUGGAUCCGUUGCUAAAGUAAACAACCAAGUAAACAGAGGUGGCAUUGAUUCUUCACAGCCCGUGCAGUCUGUGAGCCAGAGCGUUCAGCUUACCAAGCCUGGGGUUGGGGCACCUGCUUCCUCUGCUCUGAUAUCCUCAGUGAGGACGCCGGCCCCAGGCCUUUCUUCACAGCCACGAUCCUCACCCUCCAUUACACAGUCACCGGACUCAGCCCUUCAGGAAGGCAUGCAGUAUGGUGGAUAUGUUAAUAAUCAAGCUAGCUCUGCACCAACUCCCUUGUCAUCAAGUUCAGAUGAUGAGGAAGAGGAUGAGGAGGAUGAGGAAGCAGCACUUGAUAGUUCUUCUACUACUAGCAGUGCGUCUCCUGUUCUGAACAAUUAUGAUGCCCUGGAAGGAGGUGGCUAUCCAGAGACACGCUCUGUGACCAGCAGCCCAGUUCCUACUCCACCAGCCCCUCAAACAUCCAAAACUUCCAAGCCCUUUGGUUAUGGAUAUCCAACACUGCAACCUGCCUACCAAAAUACAGCACCACCUACUCCUGUGCAGCCCACUAAUCCAAGCCACCAUCCUGGGUUUCAGCAUUAUCCGCAGCAAUAUCCAGGUGUGAACCAGCUGUCCUCUUCCUUAGGAGGGUUAAGUCUGCAGCAUUCUCAGCAGCCAGAAGGCUUGAGACCUGUAAACCUUACACAGGAUAGAAAUAUUUUACCUGUAUCUUCAGUUCCAGCUCCUGUGCCGAACUUGAAUUCUGAUCUUAGGAAAUUAAACUGCAGUCCGGAUUCAUUUCGAUGUACAUUGACAAAUAUUCCACAGACGCAGGCUUUGUUAAAUAAAGCUAAACUUCCUCUGGGUUUGCUGCUACAUCCCUUCAGAGACUUAACGCAAUUACCAGUGAUAACAUCAAGCACAAUAGUGAGGUGCAGGUCCUGCAGGACAUACAUCAACCCUUUUGUUUCUUUCAUUGAUCAAAGGAGAUGGAAAUGUAAUUUAUGCUAUAGAGUUAAUGACGUCCCUGAAGAAUUUAUGUAUAAUCCUCUGACGCGAUCUUAUGGAGAGCCGCACAAACGGCCAGAGGUCCAAAAUUCUACAGUGGAGUUCAUUGCUUCCUCUGACUACAUGCUUCGUCCUCCUCAGCCUGCGGUAUAUUUAUUUGUUCUAGAUGUCUCUCAUAAUGCAGUGGAUGCUGGGUAUUUGACAAUAGUCUGCAAUUCAUUGCUGGAAAACCUGGACAAGCUGCCUGGAGACUCAAGAACAAGAAUAGGAUUCAUAACAUUUGACAGCACUGUUCAGUUUUAUAACUUGCAAGAGGGUUUAUCUCAGCCUCAGAUGCUCAUUGUUUCAGAUAUUGAUGAUAUUUUCCUACCUACACCAGAUGGCUUACUAGUAAACCUCCAUGAAAGCAAAGAGCUAAUAAAAGAUCUGUUGAAUGCAUUGCCAAAUAUGUUCACUAAUACAAGAGAAACGCACAGCGCCUUGGGCUCAGCUCUUCAGGCUGCAUUUAAACUGAUGUCUCCAACGGGAGGUCGGAUAUCUGUUUUUCAAACUCAGUUACCAUCCUUGGGUGCAGGGCUUUUGCAUUCCAGAGAAGAUCCCAAUCAAAGGUCGAGCACAAAGGUGGUCCAGCAUCUUGGUCCAGCGACAGAUUUCUAUAAAAAGUUGGCAUUGGACUGCUCAGGCCAGCAGACUGCUGUGGAUUUAUUUCUCUUAAGUUCACAAUAUUCUGAUCUAGCUUCCCUUGCUUGCAUGUCCAAGUACUCUGCAGGAUGCAUCUAUUAUUACCCAUCUUUCCACCAUAGCCAUAAUCCUGCUCAGGCUGAAAAACUGCAGAAAGACCUUAAAAGAUACCUUACCAGGAAGAUAGGAUUUGAGGCGGUUAUGCGCAUAAGAUGUACAAAAGGUCUCUCAAUACACACUUUUCAUGGGAACUUUUUUGUCCGAUCUACUGACUUACUGUCUCUCGCCAACGUCAAUCCUGAUGCUGGGUUUGCAGUACAAAUGUCCAUUGAGGAGAGUCUGACUGACACAUCUUUAGCUUGUUUUCAAACUGCUCUUUUGUACACCUCCAGCAAAGGUGAACGUCGAAUUCGAGUGCACACACUUUGCUUGCCUGUAGUAAAUUCACUGACUGAUGUGUAUGCAGGAGCUGAUGUACAAGCAGUUGUAUGCCUCUUAGCAAACAUGGCUGUGGAUCGCUCAGUUUCAUCUAGUCUUCCAGAUGCAAGAGAUGCCUUAGUUAAUGCUGUGGUAGACUCUUUGUCAGCAUAUAUGUCAACUGCCUCAAACCUGCAGCAGUCUAUGCUGAUAGCUCCAAAUUCCCUCAAGUUGUUUCCACUCUAUGUUUUGGCUCUUCUCAAACAGAAAGCUUUUAGAACAGGCACUAGUACGCGCUUAGAUGAUCGUGUUUAUGCAAUGUGCCAGAUAAAGAGUCAGCCUCUUGUUCACAUGAUGAAAAUGAUACAUCCCAACCUGUACAGAAUAGACAAGUUGAUUGAAGAGAGUACAAUACAUGUGAAUGACAGAGUUGUUCCUCAGCCUCCUCUUCAGAAGUUAUCUGCAGAGAAGUUGACAAGAGAAGGAGCUUUCCUAAUGGAUUGUGGUUCAAAUUUUUAUAUUUGGAUUGGAAAGAACUGUGAUAACAACUUCAUAAAAGAUGUCCUCGGAUAUCCAAACUAUGCGUCAAUACCCCAGAGAAUGACGCAGCUUCCCGAGAUAGAUGCACUUUCUUCAGAAAGGACACGAUCUUUCAUAUCCUGGCUUAGAGACAACAGACCUUUAAGUCCUGUUCUUCAAGUAAUAAAGGAUGAAAAUCCUGCUAAAACAGAUUUUUUUCAGCACUUAAUUGAAGAUCGGACAGAAGCAGCUUUCUCUUAUUACGAAUUCUUACUGCAUAUUCAACAGCAGAUUUGUAAGUGAACAAAAAAUAGACCAGAAAAAAAGAACCCAGCUCCAGGUAGCAUUGGCCGAGAGAAGCGUACGGGAAGCGGCAGAAGUGGGUGUUUGUUCUUCACGAUAUGUAGUAACCAGGACUGUUCUGGAAACUUUACAGCUGAAGUAGAAGUGUACGUUUCCAGAGGAAUUUUCCAGAUAUACUUCACUGUAAAAGUGCUAGGAGCAAUGGAGCUGUUUCACUAGUAAUCUUUGAAUUGGUUUAUACACGUUUCCAGUAGUGCAGCGGUAUGGUGCUCUGUUUAUUGCAAGCUGGUGAAUUUAUGUAGCUAUGUGGGAUAUUUCCUAACGAAAUGUACAAUUAAGUAAAGCCUUUUUUCUUACAUUUGUUAUGGUAGCCCUUCAAAAUUCGAAUUCUCAACCAAGAUGUCAAAGGGCAGUGCUGUAUGUUGGUUGUUUAUAUGAAUUUCUUUUUAAAAGGAAUGAUUCGUAUUUACUAGAGACUUCAGCAAAUUCCCUGCGAAAGUUGUAGAAUUUCACUAAAGUAAAAUAAUUGUAGAAAUGAAAUAUAUAAUGUACAUAAGUGUUACAUUUGUAAAGAAAAUGUAAAAAUGUAACUAAAAAAAGACUUAGUUUAGUGUAUGGAAUUGUUGAGUGUUCAAUGAUGAAUUGUUUCGGUCUCAAGUUGACUAUUAAAACAUGCUUAAAAAAAGUCCGUGUAGAAAGAACACAACUUCUUGUUCCGUUUAAUUUUUAGGCGAAUUUAUUUCAGAUCGGCUUAAUAAUUAAAAAUAUUUUGCUUUA